Molecule: messenger RNA, 794 nt
Organism: Dama dama (fallow deer)
Lineage: Eukaryota; Metazoa; Chordata; Mammalia; Artiodactyla; Cervidae
Product: placenta-expressed transcript 1 protein-like
Exons: 5
Coding region: 30-794 (254 amino acids)
Biological process (GO): wound healing, spreading of epidermal cells; positive regulation of cell migration; negative regulation of cell-matrix adhesion
Cellular component (GO): apical plasma membrane; external side of plasma membrane
Source: RefSeq, a predicted model, not a curated record
GGCUCAGCAGUUUGCAAGCGGAUUGAAGCAUGGCGAUCCUCAGGCCCCCGCUUCUGCCACUGGGGUUGCUUCUGUGCCUCUGGCUUCUGUGUUCUCCGGCCAGCUGCACAAACCCCACUGCCAAAUGCAAGCCCAUCUGUUCGGUCACCAACAAACGACCCUCAUAUAUCGACAUCUACCCAUGGGACUAUGAGAGCAACAAACUCUACACGGUGUCACUCAUUGUGGAGCCCAAUAUUACCUCUGUGAUCUUCGAAGCACGGGACCAGAACAACUCAGUCAUUGGCUCCUGGCAAAACCCCAGUCAAUCUUGUGAAGGCCGUGCCGAGUACAACUUGAAGGGUCAAAUCAGGAUGCUCUUCGAGGCAAAAUGGAUGUCUCCUAAAUCCACGAACAUAUCCUCAGUCACGAUAUACGUCUACUGUACCAAUUUCCUGAGACAUGCUGAACUUGUUCCCCUAACACUGUCGAGAGUUGGGGCACCCUCAGCUGAGAACACCAAGCAUUUCCCAGUCAGGAGCAUAACACCCCCAGGCCACAGACCAACCCCAGCUCCCCGGAAACCAACCCCAGCUCCCCCGAAACCAACCACAUCCCACCCGACACCAACCACACCCCACCCGACACCAACCACGCCCCACACGACACCAACCACGCCCCACCCAACACCAACCACAUCCCACCCGAAACCAACCACAUCCCACAAAAACUCAGCCAACAGAGCCUUCCUCAGCCCCGUGAGAGAGGCCAUCCAGAUCCUGCUCAUCUUUCUCACCAGCACACUCCUCUUCUAG